This is a messenger RNA of Salvelinus sp. IW2-2015, 1014 nucleotides long. Its product is annotated as ladderlectin-like. The record is from RefSeq and is a predicted model, not a curated record. Lineage: Eukaryota; Metazoa; Chordata; Actinopteri; Salmoniformes; Salmonidae. Gene Ontology annotation, molecular function: signaling receptor activity.
CCUCUAAUAUGAGACUAGUGCCAUGGCGAAGUUGACCAUCCUCCUACUUGUCAGUGCCGUCUUGGAGCUUAGCAACAAAAUGCCCUUAAUGGAGGCCCAACUUCUUCCUCUUGAGCGUUCACAAGAGGCAAACCCAGAGCUCCCUACUUUUGAAAUCUUACAGAAUAUUGACGCCGGACAUGUUCCUCCUAUGGAGGACAUGGGUGCCGAGGGAAAGUACUUUGAACAGAACCCACCUCUCGAGGUGUUGGAGGAAACAGACGCCGAACAGGGUCUCUCUCGAGCCAUCAGAGGAGCUUGGUGUAGAGCAGUCCAUGUCUCUGGAGGAGGAGCAGGUGAAGACAGAAAGCAGUAGCGUAUGCCCCACAGGCUGGUUCAAACAUGGACACCGCUGUUUCACAUACAUCCGCACCGAACGGACAUGGGCCGAGUCGGAGCAGUACUGCGCGUUUCAGGGGGCCAACCUGGCAUCCAUCCACAGCACAGAAGAGAACCACUUCAUUCAGGAGAUGAUCCGCAGACAGACRCACAACUUCCCAAGAGCCUGGAUCGGCGGACAGGACGCUACCCAGGAGGGCCUUUGGCUGUGGAGUGACGGGUUCAGGUUCUACUACCGCGACUGGAGCAAUGKACAGCCUGAUAACGCCAGGGGAAAUGAGAACUGUAUGCAUAUAAACUAUGGAGAAGAAAAACGCUGGAAUGAUUGUGUCUGCAGUAUGGCGUUACCUUCUGUAUGUUCCAUGAAACUAUAAGCUCUGACGUCACCUUAAAUCAAGAUGUCUAUUUUGUUUAGUUUUCCUAUGUAUUUUCAUGACUAUUAGCGAAUGAGUAGGAUUAAAUAAAUKGCUACUUAACAUGAAUAACACGAAAAACCGCACUCCAUUAUGUGCAUCAUCGUUUCUAUUUUUAUCUCUGCAUUUGCUAGUAACAGCCAUCUUGUCAAGACCAAAAUAAGGGAAGUUUGAUCAUGUUUGUCAAAUGUAAAUAAAGGAUUAGUUCUGUAUAUAUUCAAAA